Messenger RNA from Pseudomassariella vexata, 847 nucleotides. RefSeq lists its product as uncharacterized. Gene Ontology annotation, cellular component: mitochondrion. NCBI's taxonomy places the organism in Eukaryota, Fungi, Ascomycota, Sordariomycetes, Amphisphaeriales, Pseudomassariaceae. The coding region runs from base 293 to 727 and encodes 144 amino acids. The record is from RefSeq and is a predicted model, not a curated record. The transcript has a single exon. Gene Ontology annotation, biological process: mitochondrial respiratory chain complex II assembly.
GUGUAAGUCGACCAAUCACAUAAGGUCUGCACUUGACCAAUUAGAUCCCCUGCAACAAAGAAUCGCGCAAGGCGUUGUCCGGCUCGGGAACUUCCGCUUUCAAUAAGCCAUAAACUCUGAACAACGCUGAUAACGUCAAUAUUUCCAGUCCGUUUGCCACGGCGCUUUCCAACUGCUUGUCUUCUUUCACACACACCAUCACCAAUUCGACCCGAGUACCAACUCCGCAACCUCUUGAACUCAACUCCCUCCUCUGUUCGCAUUUUAUAUUACCGGGACUCGAUCACUCGCCAUGUCGUCCCGUCUCGGCCUCCGCCACCUCGCCCGCCGCUCGUUCCUCUCCCGCACAUCCGCGCGCCUCUCUUCGACAACCCCUUUCUCAUCCUUUCCAGCACCACCCCGUCUCCCCGCCGACCAACAAGCCGAAUUUGAGCGCCUGCAACGAAGCGCCAAUACGCAAGAACCCAUUACCGCAUCAAUGAGCGACAGUCCAGACGUCAAUUUCGUCGAAGCGUUAGGAGAUGUCGCAUCACGAGACGCCAGUGGAAACACGCAGGCAGCAACCCUAGGAGACGUAACCAACCUCCCGCUGCGCAAAGGCGCACCGCCCGAGUUCGAAGGCGACACGAACCCCAAGACGGGGGAAGUAGGAGGACCUAAGAAUGAGCCGCUACGGUGGGGCAGUGGGGGGGACUGGAGUUACAACGGGAGGGUUACUGAUUUUUAAGCGCCCUGAGCAGGGAAAACAAAACCAAAAAGGCAGAGGCUUCAUGGGAGUCCUAGACGGGGUGGAGGGGGGUACUACGUAGGCCACACAAUGAUGAGUUGGCAAUUGUUGCUGGGAAGC